AUGACCAGCGAAACUGCAAAGGCAAAAUCCAAGUUGGUGACUCUUUCAUCGUCACUUUCAGAACUGGAAGCGCAGCUUGAGCCGUUAUUUACCCAGACUCUACCCGAAACUCUGCUGCCCUUGGAGCCUGUUGACCAAGCAAAACUGCAAACGCUUCUCACCUAUGUCACUUAUGACUUGGUGUUCAUUUACCUCAAGUCCAGAGGAAUCGAUCCGAAAACUCAUCCCGUAGUAUCAGAGCUAGACAGAAUAAAAGGUUACUUUGACAAGAUUGACAAAGCUGAAAAGCCAGAAACUAGACAUAUCCAAGUCGACAGAGCCGCCGCCGGACGAUUCAUCAAACAUGCUAUCACACAAGCCAAAGUGGGUCGGCCUCCUGGUGAUACACCUGCAGAGCCGAUGCCUGGUCUGUCGAACGUUCACGUUCCGGUCAAGGUUACUGACAAAAUGCUCGAGCGGCGGAAAUAUGAAAAGGAGAUGAAGGAGCGUGAUGCCGCAGAAAGCAGUGAAGAAAGCGAUUUGGAGAUAUUUGACGAGAAGAUAGAUGACGAUGGUGACGAAAAGGUUGAUGUCAAAGGAAAAGGAAAGGUUAAGGAACAGAGUGACGAACGAAGACUGUCCGCCGAUAUUUCCGCAAUCUCUAGGACGAAACGAAGGAGGGCUACCGUUGAUCCUUUCGCUGGAUACGGAGACGACGCAAUCACUUCGGCCAAUCAACCUAAUGAAACGUCAAGUAAUGACUUUAAUCAGACUAAACCGAAAAAGAAGAAGCAAAAGAGCAAAGACUCGACUUCUGCAGCGGAUUUAAGCACCCCCCAAGCAAAAGCGGAGAAAAAGGCAAAGAAGGGAACUCGUACGUAGGACUCGUGUCUUUCUAUACCUCCCUGGUGUCGUAUUUUUUUUUAAUAGAAUCUUGAGCUGUCUAGAAAUAAGCGAUCAUAACCACGACGAUAAUUAUAAUAGUCUCGUUAAAAAAUGAUGCAAAAAAUACAUACAAAAUGAACACAAAGUGU
This is a messenger RNA of Guyanagaster necrorhizus, 1013 nucleotides long. RefSeq lists its product as uncharacterized. Gene Ontology annotation, molecular function: DNA binding; RNA binding. The coding region runs from base 1 to 861 and encodes 286 amino acids. Gene Ontology annotation, biological process: maturation of 5.8S rRNA; regulation of gene expression. The record is from RefSeq and is a predicted model, not a curated record. The transcript has 5 exons. NCBI's taxonomy places the organism in Eukaryota, Fungi, Basidiomycota, Agaricomycetes, Agaricales, Physalacriaceae. Gene Ontology annotation, cellular component: exosome (RNase complex); nucleolus.